Messenger RNA from Phytophthora nicotianae INRA-310, 837 nucleotides. RefSeq lists its product as hypothetical. Lineage: Eukaryota; Oomycota; Peronosporomycetes; Peronosporales; Peronosporaceae. Bases 1 to 837 code for a protein of 278 amino acids. The record is from RefSeq and is a predicted model, not a curated record. The transcript is spliced from 2 exons.
AUGGACACGCAGCUUCCCGUGUUCUCGGGCACAUUGAAAGUCCACGCAUGCCACUUCUUCUGGACAAAGACACCCGUCCAGUUGACAUACCAUCGCCAGGAUUAUCGCCAUGCCCUGCCCGUGCUGCUGAUCCGACGACCAGGCAUUCUCGGCGGUGAGUUUCGCGUUCCUCUCGAUCCAUGCAUCCACCCCGUGCGCCUAUUGCCAACGACCAAGCGAACGGCAUCUAAACUGGAAUUCGCGCUCGAGUACGGAUGGCACACCAAGCAGGUUCGUCUACGAGCACCUGACGCCCACAUGUAUCGACAAUGGACAAGUCUCGUGAGGGCAGCACUUGAGUCGGGACGCAGGCCUCUUGUCAGCUGUGACUACACGACCACAGCUGAGCAACCAAAGCCAGACUUUGAGUGCUCCAGCCUGGCGUCAACGAUGAACAGUAGCAGCAACGGCACUUCAAGAUUCAACGCCACUAUCCGACAGAGAGUAAUCGAGGACGAACAAGAUGUCCAUCUGCACCUUGAUAAUGACUUUGAACGCCGCUGGCAUACGCCCAGCGAGUUCUUUGUACUGCAUCAAGCCGAUUACCAGCCAGACACUACAAGCUCCAGUGAUCAAGACCUCGACGUGCAUCAACGUAGCUGGUCCCUCUCUCUUUGUAGCAUUGCAGCCGUUGGAAGCUGCAGCAGUGAUGAUUUUCGACAAGAUGGCCAGCCUGCGAAAGUCAAGAGGCGCUUCUGGCAUUCACUGCGAGCGUAUAUCAACAUCCGCAUCGAUUGGCCGGCAAUCACCCAUGAACUUUACCUCCAAGCCAGCGUCUUCUACUUCAACGUCAUGUAG